Molecule: messenger RNA, 1645 nt
Organism: Ilex paraguariensis (yerba mate)
Lineage: Eukaryota; Viridiplantae; Streptophyta; Magnoliopsida; Aquifoliales; Aquifoliaceae
Source: the annotation of a GenBank genome assembly
GAGAGAACCUCCGUCAAAGAAACAAUUGUCUAUGUGGUCCGAACUUAUUCGUACCUAAGUUUGACGAUGAGAAUUCUAGAGUGACAACUCAGUCACCUGCUUUGAACUUUAUCACCUCUUUACCUCGCCGAUGGCAUCAUUUUGACCCUUCUCUCUCAUAUUCUCUUUAGCCCUUUUUUUUUCUCUCCCUCUUUUUUAGGGUCUCGUUGAUCGUGGUUUUGCCUAUAGCCAUGGCUGUGGAGCUCAUGAUGGGUUACAGAAACGAAAGCUUGGUUAAACAAAUUGAAGAGAACGCAGUUCAAGAGGCUGCCUCUGGUCUUGAGAGUGUUGAGAAGCUCAUCAAGUUGCUCUCUCAGUCUCAAAAACAAGAGGGUCAAGUUUCUUCUUUACAGCUUCAAAGAUCGUCCAUGGAUUUAGACAUGGAUUGCAGAGCUGUUGCUGAUGUUGCUGUGAACAAGUUUAAGAAGGUAAUCUCUCUCCUGGGUCGAACCAGAACCGGCCAUGCUCGCUUCAGGAGGGCCCCAAUGGCUUCUUCUACUUCUUCAUUUCCAAAUCCAGUCCCAGAGCACUCCCAUGAGGUAUCUGAAGUUAAGAUUUACUGUCCAACACCAAUCCAACAAGUCCUUCCCGUUCAUUAUCAUCAACCUCAGCCGGAGAAUCAGGUGGUGAUUCCAAGAAAUGGUGUGAUGGAAAGGAAGGAUUCGGUGUCGAAGACGAUAAGUUUUUCGUACACGCCGGCGAUUUCUCGUGCAAAUUCGUUCAUGUCGUCGUUGACCGGUGAGACUGAUAGCAAACAGCAUUCUUCAUCGUCGGCGUUUCAGAUUGCCAAUCUGUCUCAGGUUUCUUCCGCUGGAAAGCCUCCUUUGUCCUCGUCUUCCUUUAAGAGGAAGUGCAGUUCGUCGGAAAACGCCGCCUCCGGCAAGUGCAGUGGCUCUUCCGGCCGCUGCCACUGUUCCAAGAGAAGGAAGCUGAGACUGAAGAGGGUAAUUAGGGUUCCGGCGAUAAGCAUGAAGAUGUCGGACAUACCACCUGACGACUAUUCUUGGAGGAAGUACGGACAGAAACCCAUUAAAGGGUCUCCACAUCCAAGGGGUUACUACAAGUGCAGUAGUGUGAGGGGAUGUCCAGCACGUAAACAUGUUGAGAGAGCUUUGGAUGAUCCAACCAUGUUGAUUGUUACCUAUGAAGGGGAGCACAACCACUCCCUCUCUGUUGCAGAAACAGCUAAUCUUAUUCUAGAGUCUUCUUAGAUCACCCUUAUCAUCAUCGUCAUUUUCAGGACUUGCCAUGGUUGUGUUCUGCUAAGUGUAGGGUACAAUCUGAAUCAUCAGUAUGGUAUUUUGUAACACUCAGCUGAGUUCAAUGACUGAGUUCAUUGACUCAGCAAGCUCUAUCUCGAAGGAGAUUAUGUUGGCUGGGUUAGUUUAUUCCUUUGUACAACACUGGAUUCUUUGCUUUUUCUCUCUCUUUCUCUUGAACUUACUGUGAAUUAAUUAACAAUUAGUAAAAAGAAAGAAAGAGGUGGUAUUGAAUUUGGUUGUUGUUUCACUCUCUUCGCUUUAGUGUAUUGUUUGCUUUAUUUUGUUGUUCUUGUCGUUGGAUGCCUCAUGCCUACUUAAAUUACACUUCGAACCCUUUAAUGGUG